AUGGCGGUCCUCCCGAGACUGCUGAUCCAACUCGCCUCACUGGGCUUCCUCUACUCGGCCUUCAUCGCAUGGGAUGGUCAGUCCCAAGACUCACCGCUUCUCCGCGUCGAUGGUUCCUCCUCGAGGUUCGUACUGAUAGAAAUCGAUUUCAUGCCUAUUCCUACACAGCUCGAUCUUCAAUCAAAGCCGAAUGGGUCCCCCCACCUUCGCAUCGUUUCUCUCAAGCUAUUCCCUUACCUCUACCCGUGCGUUGGCGCUUCGUCUUCGUGAGAUUCGGAACGACUGCUCUUCUCCGACUGCUCCAGCUGACCUGUGCCACCUCUAUUGCAUUUGUUUACGCACCAGGUCAUCUUACAAGUCCUAGCUGCGCUCGCCCUCCUCACAAUAGGCCUACUCUGGUCCGCCAAUUCGUUGGCCAAGAUCUCGUGGGCAAGUGAGAUGGCCGACAAGUACGUUCGUCUUGCUCUUUGGGGAUCCGCACCUACCUUCACGCUAUCCAAAAAGGAUUCCGUUCUCAAAUCCCGUAUGUUGUGCUCCCAUAGGACCAUCGACACGCAAGACUCGACCCUCGGAUUCCGGAACGUUAGGACAAGGGCUUCAAAGCUGUUUCAAGAUCGGUCAUCGUCAUGA
Microbotryum saponariae is the source of this 630-nucleotide messenger RNA. Lineage: Eukaryota; Fungi; Basidiomycota; Microbotryomycetes; Microbotryales; Microbotryaceae. The record is from the annotation of a GenBank genome assembly.